Molecule: messenger RNA, 579 nt
Organism: Perkinsus marinus ATCC 50983
Lineage: Eukaryota; Perkinsozoa; Perkinsida; Perkinsidae
Exons: 6
Coding region: 1-579 (192 amino acids)
Source: RefSeq, a predicted model, not a curated record
AUGGUCUCAGAAGAAGGAGCCGACUCCUGUACCAUGGCCCUCGGCUCCGACUCUGUGAUAGGCGCUGGUCUGUUCGAUCUUAAGGCACUGAGUGCCAAGAUAUCUGGAGAGUAUGGGCCAUUGGCUCUACCCGAUGGUCGCGCUGUCUACUUUGAUGCUAUGGCAGGACGAGCUGACAUUACCAAGACUGUCGUUGCCGGCAAGUGCGCGGCGUCAACUAUGGCAGAGGAGGGGCCAGACCGUGUGCCCAUUGGCACGACCAUCACGGAGGUGCGGGCCGCCAGUCAUGGACUGGGCUUACUGCUCGUAGCGCCGGCUGAGGUUGGAGCAUGCCAGAACAUAGCCGUGAUUGACCUUAUCUGUGACCCUUCGGUCGGUAUCUGCAGUGGGCAGUAUGUGGCUAUAGAAUGGCAUCUGGCUGAGGCCUGCCGUCUCUGUUCUACUGAGGACUACGUCCGUACAGUCAGUGAAUGCAUCAACGGGACGCAAGAGACAGUCUAUGCAUGGUACGCGACGGCCAUCCUGCCGGCAUCACAUCCCAGCACUGUGAAGGCGGAGGACUACCCUGGUGAACAUUGA